AUGUAAAACAAAAAUAAAAUCUUUACAGACAACUUCUAGUGUAAUUUCUUUGAUAAAUUAAGUUAUAAGGAAUUGAAAUCUGAUCUCGAAAAAUUAGUAUUUUUUAUAUGAUAAUCGUUUAGAUGCAGGAUAUCAAUGAAUAUUAUUAAAAUAGAUAAGAUUUCCAUGAGGCGUAUCAGAUUUACGUUUUUGUGAGAGAAAAAUUAAUGUGCAUGUAAGGUUUUAAUAAAGUAAGAACAUAUUUAAUAAUUAUUAUAAGGAGCAGGUUACUGAUUUAAUCUAAUAAUUGGACACUAAUGAAGAAAUGAUCAAAUUUUAUGAUUUCUAUAGGGAAUGUAAAUACUAUUUUUAAUAAAUUUUAAUAGAACAUUCUCCACCAAGACCUUAAUAAUUAAAGAAUUUGUUAACACAUGUCUAAAGAGAAUAAAUAAAACAUCAAGAAUUAUAAUCUCCUUAAAUUCAUAAUAAUUAGACAAUUAUAGAUGUUUCGGCUUAAGAAAUAAAUUUUUAAUAAUUUGAAAAUCAAUAAAUUCUUUCAGAAAUUCAACUUGGUCCUUCAUGCCAAGAACUUUAUAAUAUAGUAUUAAGUUAUGAUAAUGAUUCAAAAUUAGACAAAGUAUUUUUGUAAUUAAUUAAAGGCAUACUAAACUAUAUAAUUAAUUGAUAAAACUCAACUGUCAUAGGAUUAAAUCAUAAGGUUAUCUGUAAUAGAGAGUUCGUAUGAAUUCAUGACAAAAAAUUUAAUAGAAUUGGAUUCUACUGGAUGGACAUUAGAUAAAAAUAGUCAUGGAAUUAGUAUUUCCUAUAAAUUUCCACCAAAAUCAUCAACAGUUUCUUUGCUUAUGGAAGCAGAAAUUGAAGCUGAUUGUGCUAAACUCAUGUCUUUGAUAACAGAAGUGGAAUUGUUUUCUGAAUAUGUUCCUUUUUGUAAUCAUGCUACAACAAUAAAAACACUUUCAAAGACAUAGAAGGUUUGUAUGAGUUAACUAUAUUUUCCAGUUAUUUCUAAUAGAGAAACAGUAUUUUUAGGUUAAGGUAUUGAUAGAUUAGAGGAGAAUGGAACAAUUUUAUUUUUAUGUAAAUCUAUAGAUCAAGAUCAAUAAUUUUUAGAUUAUUAUGAUUUAUAACUUCAUAAAUCAAAGAAUGUAAGAUUGUAAUUAAAUUAUUACAUUUUUUAAAUAACUCCAAUAACUAAAACUAGAUGUAAAAUAAAGGCUGUCAAUAAUUGUAAUCCAUAAUUAUCCUUUGUACCAACAUGGCUAGUAGCAUUAAUUGCAAGAAAAGUAUAUUUUUUUUUGUUAUUAUCAAGUUUGCAUUUUAGUUGAUUGAAAAGAUUGUAAAAUAUACUAAAAGUUUUGAAAAGUAUCCAUGGUAUAAGAAAACUUAAGAGAACCCAGAAUUUUAUUAAUGGUUAUAAAACAAAAUUGACAAUUAUUUUGCUUAAUCAAUUAAUACUAAAUAAACUUGA
This is a messenger RNA of Paramecium pentaurelia, 1468 nucleotides long. The record is from the annotation of a GenBank genome assembly. NCBI's taxonomy places the organism in Eukaryota, Ciliophora, Oligohymenophorea, Peniculida, Parameciidae.